CUGCUCUCCUGGCAAUGACGGAGCUGCUGAAGGAGUGGCUCAAUGACCGAGUCGGGCUCUCGCAGCGAGUCACUUCGCUGGAGGCCGACUUUGCCGACGGCUACCUCCUUGGCGAGCUGCUGGCGCACUAUGGUGCCCAGGGCGACUUCAAUCUGUUUACUCGUUCGAGUUCAAAGCUGGAUGCACGGGUGGGCAACUGGAACAGACUCCAUGCCUCGCUGAGCGCUCUGGGCAUCCGCCUCGCCUCCAACACCGCCAACGACAUCAUGACCGAGAAGCGUGGCGUGGUCGGCAAGCUGCUGUAUCACAUCAAGAUGACUGUCUCGGGCAUGGCUCCGACAACUCCCUCUCAAAGGAGACUCACCGCUCCCUGGGAACCGCGCCAGGACGCUGCUCCGCUCUCGCACGGCCGCAGGCUCGACCGCCGCUCUCUCCGCGCUCGCCGAGGCCUCAGCGCCACGGCCGAGCCGCAACCGGCCGCCCACGGCGCGCCUCCGCCGACUUCAGCCGCGCUUGCUGCACGCUCGCCGCACAAGGGUCAUUCGGCCUCAGGCCCGGGUGCUGCCGCGGGCCAAGCUGUGGUGUCGCUGCCGCCGCUCGCCGCCACAGGCGCAAGCGCAACCGCUCCGCAGUACGCGGCGAUGGAGAAGCGGCUGUUCCAGACCAGGCUCCGUGACAUGCAGUCGGUCUCGCAGUCGGGCAACGCGGCGCUGUCGACCGUGGUCAAGCGGUUCGCUGACCACCGGCGCGCUCACGACGCGCGGGUCCACUCGGAGAUGCUCCGUGCCGAGCACGAGCGGACGGCGCAGUUUGCCGAGGCGCGGCGGCGCGAGCUCGCAGCGCGGGCCGAGCGCGCCCGCGCCUCGGCCGCCUUUGAGGAGCAGUCCAAGCUCAAUCACGAAAAGGCGAUGACGCUGCGGCUCGAGCGCGAGCGCACCCAGCGCCAGUUUGAGCUCACUCGCAAGUACAAAACGCUUGCCAAGGUCCAGCAAAGCCGCGCGGCCGAGGCCGCCGAGGUCAACGACGAAAUCGAGUCGUUUGAGAAGAACAUUCGGAGAAUGGGUGUGGGUGAGAAGGAGAACAAGGCCAUGGAGGACGAGCUCCACGAUCCAUCCAAGAUCCUCACCUGGGCGGCCAAGGCCAAGCUCCCGCCGGUCGAGCACAUGCGUCGCAUCCGCUCAAUGGUUCCGACCCGCUCGCAGAUGGAGGAGGCGUCGGCGUCGUAUUUGGCCUCCAUCCAAGCCUCCAAGCGCGACGAGGUCGAGGCCCGCAAGGAGCGCCAGAAGCGCCGUCGCAAGGUUCUCCUUGAGCAGCAAAAGGCUCACCUCGACAUGGAGGAGAAGCGCGUCGAGCAGCUACUGCUCUCCAAGCUCAUGCGCCAGUCGCAGGCCGAGGCCCAGCUCGCGCACAAUCUGCUCAAGACCCGCUACGAGAAGCAGGUCAUCUACGCCAACCGCGUCUUCCGCGAGUCGCAGUACGCCGCCCGCCGACAGGCCGACUUUGAGGCUGCGCUCGAGCGCGACAAGGUCCUUACCGCCGCCGCCGCAGACCGCUACCGCGCCCAGGUCCUCGCCGAGAAGGAGCGCCACGCUGCGCUCCUCCGCGCCAACGCCGCCGAAAAGUACGCCGCCAACUACGCGGUGUGCGAGGCCGUCACCCACGCGCUUGUCGACCUCUCCAUCAAGGUCGCCGAGUAUCGCUACAUGACCGAUAACCUCGUGCCGGCCGCCAUGAUGUCCGAGUGGGUCGCCUGCUUUGUCGCCGGCAUGCCGCUCUUCAAGCCGGCCGUCCUCUCCUCGCCGCCGCCCACCCCCGACAAGGACGCCUCGUCGUUCCUCCUCACCGACACUGCCGACAACUCGCACGGCGACGACGGGUCGGUCGACGCCGCUGGCGGCUCGACCGCCACCCUCACUGCUGCCGCCGAACAGACGGGAGCUUCACUCAGUCUGCCGCCCGGUGCGGCUCCUGGCCAUGGACAAGGCCAGGGCCUUUCAGGAGCCGACGCGUCCGACGCCUCGCCGCCGGCAUCGCCGCGGUCGCACACCUCCGCGGCCUCGUCCAAGACAUCGCGCCGCCGGUCGUCGAAGCACUCUCACCGCCGCCAGCGCUCUGCCGGCUCAAGCGCGGGCUCGGUCCGCCGCCGGCACUCGUCGAGUCGUGGCCCUACCCGCACCGACGCUGCCGAGGCGGCGGCCGGUGACCAAGGCGCCGACUCAGGAGGUGCCGACGAGUCGGCUGCCGUUGACGAUGACGACGCCAGCGUCGAGCUUACUAGCGCCCGGCUGGGCAUGGCUCUACCGGAAGGUGACGAGCUCAAAGAGCCGCCAGUCCCGCCCACCGCCUCGUCGUCCGAAGCAGGCGACUCGCUCCCGUGGGGUUCCAACGCUGCUGAUCGGCUUGCGGCCGAGUUUUCAGAGGACGAUCUCAACAGCGACGGACGCGACGAGUCAAAGGCAGGCGACUUUACCCCGCGGGUCUUCCCGCCGGCGCUAGCGCUCACGCCGCGGUCAGCAGCUGCCGCCGCGGCGCCGAGAAAGACCCCGUCGCAGCGGCACGUAGCCGCUGUCCUCGACGCACUCGCCCUCGACGAAUACCUCAGCGGUACUGGCGAGUGGCUCUUUGACGGCCCGCCGCUCUCGCACAACCGGGUACUCGGCGACUGGGUCCGCGACCUCAUUGCGCUUGCGGUCCCGCCGCCGCCGCCGCCGCCCAAGCCGGUCCUCCCUCCGUUCCCGCUCAAGGUGGCGAUUCUGGGCAAACCGUUGACCGGGAAGUCGUACAUGGCGCGGCGGCUUGCGCAGGUCCACUCAAUGGAAGUACUCACGCCUGUUGGCGUUGUUGAGUGGGCGCUUGCUGCUGCGCCUGCGCCCGGUGAGUCGGGUGGAACCGAUGAUUUUGCCCUGGCGCUGGCUGCGGCGGCUGCAGAGGUGCCGGCGCUCUCGGCGUCGGGCGGUUCGACAGUCUUCGAGGCAUCGGGCGCGAUGGCGAGCAACAAGCCGCGGCGGCGGUCGCGAGGCUCCAAGACUACAGCUCCGCCGCAGCCCGACUAUGCGAGCAUGUCGCUCGCGCAGCUGGCGGCGGCUACGCAGGCGGCGCUGGCGGCCGGCGCCGUGGUUCCGGACCCGAUUCUGGUGGCGCUCUUUGUGGCCCGCAUCCGCGCGCUCGACAAUGUCUCGGGCUGGGUCCUCGAUGGCUUUCCGGCCACACUCGAUCAGGCCAAGCUGCUCGAGGCCGCACUCUCCGGCUACGAAGAGCCCGGGGUGAGUGGAGCGAGCCACCGGCGGACCGGUGGCAGCUCAGGCCACUCGGACUCGCGACCGUUUGCGGCGGCAGUCAAGCGUGGGUCUGCACGCAAGUCGCGGAUUGCGCCGCCGACCGAAGUGCCCGACCCGGUGGCGCCGCCGCCGGUCUCGCACAUGGACCUUGUCAUCGACCUCGACGUCGACGACGACGCCAUCUUCCGACGGGCGCUCGGCCGCGUCGUCGACCCGGUGACUAACCUCCGGUACCACAUCGAGUUUGACCCGCCUCCGUCGGACGCUGGCAUUGCCGACCGGCUCGAGCCUGUCGACGACCCGGAGCGGACGCGCGAGCAGCUCAUCCACCGGCUGGCUGUCCACGGCGACGCCGCCCCGCAACUUGCGCAAUGGUUCUCGUCAUUCCAGGAUCUCUACGCCCGUGUCCCGGUCUACGACUCGCUGGAAGACUCGUUCAAGGUGGUUUUCACUCUGCUCGACGCACGCAUCGCCGCACGCCGCGAAGCCGAGGCCGCUGCUGCCGCUGCCGCUGCUGCCGAAGCCGCUGCCGCCGCAACGACAUCUGCCGCCGCCCCGGAAGAGCCCUUGGCUGCCACCGCCGCCCGCCUCAACUCGACAAGCGGAGCGCCGCAGACAAACGCCGACGAGUCCGAGCUGGAAACGUCCCGGAGCCACGUGACGGCCGUGAGUGCAACUGGAAGCGAGACCGCUUGGCUCGAGAGUGGUUAUGCGGCCGCUGGCGGCGAAAGCAGCCGUGGGCGCGACGACGAGGUUGACGAGGACAAGGUCGUGGGUGAGACGGCGUUGCUCUCGGCCGGCACGCUGACGCUGGAGGAGGAUGCGGCGCACAUGCUUCUGGAGCAGUGGUUUACGCUCGAAUCCGUGUAUACGCAGGACGCGCGCCUGGUGUUCCGGCACCUCCGUGAGCUGCGGUACGAGGUGGUCCACCACUUGCACGACGUACGGUCGUCAUUUGCCGAGUUUCUGCGGCGCCCGGCGCAGGUGACCGCCGAGCUUGUGGCCUCGUUCACGACGCAAUUCAACGCCAUGGAGGCCGACCUCCGGCUGGAGCCUGCGGCCAAGGCCGAGCUCUUCCAGCAGACUGACGACCUCAAGGAGGUACUGUGGACGAUCGCCGACACGCGGCUGGUUGAGGCCGAAGCCGAACGUGCGCUCAUUCUCAACGACCGGUGGCUGGAGAACACGCUGGCGCAGGUAACGAACCUGUUCAUCCGGCUUGUGCAGCUGGAGGUUGAUCGGUUCCAAGCCUCGUCGCUCUUCCUGCAUGAUCUUAACGCGGUGGCGCUCGGCCUCCCGCUUCCGGACGGCAUGCCGGAACGAGUGGAGCUGCCGACGGUCGCCAUCCAGCCGCUUGUUCUCCUGGACCGGUCGGCCAUGCUUGGUGCGUCGCGUUCUAUGGCGUCUGCGAGCUCAGUCGCUGCCGCCGCCGCCGCGGCGGCGAUGGAAACGAACCUGAGUGUCCCAGCGAGUGCCGAGUCCGCCACCCCAUCGUCACGGCGAAAGGGCAAGUCAGUCUCAACCUCAUCACGGCGGUCGCGGCGAGCAGCAGACGGCGAGACCGAGGCCGAGGUUGAAGGUGGCGAGACCGGACCGGACGGCGUGGGCGACCGGACAAGCUCGCCGCAGCCCAAGCGGCGGUCGCACCGGUCGUCGUCGUCGCGGACGGCGCGGGCAACGCCGAGCACGCCGGCUGCAAGCACGUCAGCCGGCGGCGCGGUGACAGCCGCGCCGGCAAAACAGGUCACGCUGGAGGAUCUGGUCGGGUACGAACAGGCGACGCUUGAUGUGCUCGCCAACGCUGCUCAUGCGGCGCUUACGCUGACCGGGCUGGACCCGGAGGCCGAUGUCCGGGCGGAGCUGCCCGACGACGGCGGUGAGCUGCGGUUCGGUGAGCUCGGCGAGCUGGGCCAGGUCCAUGUCGCGUGGGUGCGAUACAUGGAGAUUUCCGGUGCGCAGUCGAAGCUCAACGUGUCGGUCUCGUCGCUCAUGGCCAAGCUUGCCGAGGCGUCGCAGGUGGCAGCCAGCUCUGCGCCGGUGGCGGGUCUGCCGGCGACGUCCUCGCGCGACCGCAAGCGCGGCUCGUCGCGGCGGAAGGAGACGGCGGCGUCGGCCAAGGUUAAGCGCGGGACGACGCCAGCGCCGACGCAGAUUGUGGACGACUUUGAGAGUCUACAGGCGGCGAUGGUGGCGUCCUACGCCACCGCGUUUGCAGCUGGCCUUGUCCUCGGGACAACUGCCGAAGCUGGGGCUGAGGCAAACCCCGAUGUCGAGGCGGUUGUGGACGACAGCACUGGUGGGAGCGGGCGGGGUGAGACUGUGCCGGUGGUGGCGCGGUGGCGGGCAACACCGUCCCCGCGUGUGCUCGGCGAGCUCUUCCCGCUUGGGGCGUGCCAGCUGUUGUUUGACGGCGAGCGAGUGCGCGGCGGCGGGCGGCAUGUGAUGGACGACGAGGCCGGCGGGGCGCUGGCUAGCAUGCAGAAGAUGCGUGACUCGUCGCCGCUCGUGGUGGCGUACAACGCGCUGCCUGAGCAGAGCCGGCGGUUUGUGCGCGCGCGGUAUUCAGAGGCUGUGGUGUUUAGCCAGCGGGUCGGUCGGCUGUUUGCGCGCGGAAACGAGGUUGUGGGGCGGCUGGGUGCCGAGGCGCGGACGACGUACACGGCACUGGACGAGACGCUCGGAGCGCGGUUCCGCAAGGAGGUGGGUGCCGUCAACGCGCUUGUCCACCAUGCCCGGGUGGCCAUCGAGACGGAGCAGUAUCUGGAGUACCAGCUGAAUUUGGAGGACACUCACUUUGUCAUCGACAAGCGGCUGCGGGUCCGCGAGGCGCCGCCGCCGCCACCCGCACCACCUGUGCGGGAGAGCCUGCACGAGCGGCGGUUUACUGUCAAGCAGCUGCUCUCGCUCUGCCUAGCGUUCUCGGCCGAGGCGCCGGGCGGGAUGGUUGCUGCCGAUGACUUUGUGCUGCUCAUUUUGCGGCUGCAAGCGGCGUCUGCGCACGGGCAACCUGCACUUCCCAAGGCAUGGCUUGACCUGCCGCGGCAGCGCAUCGAGCUCCUGGCGUCAAUCAUCGAUGUCAACCGGACCGGCUCGGUCGACUGGCGCGAGCUUGUGGUCCUCCUCGCGCUGCCGUACUACCCGUCGCUCGCGCAACUGCGGACGCUGAAGCGGGCUUAUGCGGCGCACGACCACCAGUCACGCGGGCGCGUCUCGCGAGAGGCGUUUGCCUCUGUCCCGCUCUUCUUUGAGCACUCUGCCAUGUGCAAGCUGGUCGAAGCGCAGCGGGCAGAGGACGAGGCGGCGGCCGAGGCAGCGGCAGCCGAGGCGGCGGCGCACGGCGACGACGACGACGACCUGCUCCCGCCGUCACCAGGGCCGAUGGCCAUUGGGCGGUCGUUUGACCCCGAGACGUUUGACUCGGAGUCGUCGGCCGAGGCUGCUGCGGCUGCUGAUGCUGAUGCUGCUCCGGGUGCAGAUGCUACGGUGGAUGUGGUCGAGGUAGCGAGUACGCCGCGGGGUGUCGAGCGCAGUGUGCCGCUGCUCGAGCUCAACCUCGAGCACGGGGUGGAUGAGGCUGAGCUGACGCGGCGGUCGAACCUGACGACGAUCGGGCUCGAGACGCCGUUGCCGGAGGAUCCUCAAGAGGACACCGGGUUCCCGCGGUACUACGAGCCCGUAGGCGAUGCAGCGCUCGAGGCCAUGGAGUUGCGGUACGUGACCGAUGAGGCGACUGGCUUUGACCGGGCCGGGCAGCUCAAAGAGCUGUUUGCGUUUAUGUUCCUCGAUCAUCUCACGCCGGCAGAGAGCGGCGGCGUCGACUACGUCUCGCUGCUGCGGUACCUCUGCCGCGACGUCUCGGGUCUUGCGGCGGUCCGCAAGGCGUGGCUGGUGACGGCGGCGGUGGCGAGCAACAGCGAGGAUGCGUCUGGCGAGCAGCUCGCGACAGAGCACGCGGCGCAGGCUGCGGCAGUCUCGAUCAUCCAGCUCAAGUCGAUUCUGGAGCACGCGACAAUGCCGUCGUCGGUGCCCGAGGACGACAACCCGUUCUCACGCAAGGGCCUCCACCAGGUGUACCACGAGCUCGGGCUCGCCCCAUCGGCCAAGGUCACCUUUGAUGAGACAGUCGGCUCGUCGCUCGCGCCACUCCUCACGCCGGUCAUGUACGCAUACACCCGCAAGGCGACGCACCUGGUGUUUGAGCAGGAGCAGUUCCUCUCCUCGGUCUCGGUCUCUGCGCUCAACGAGUCGGCGGCUGCUGGCGAGAGCCACCUCCUCGACGCCGGCAUCAGCGUCGACGACGAGAAGGAGAUCGACAAGCCGAGUGUAGUCCGGGGCGAGUCUGGCGCUGAAGGCGACGAGGCCGAGGCCUCGAUGGCACGGACCGAGGCCUCGCGUGAGCCGCGGACGCCGCGGACACCGAGUGAGACGGCAAAGCACAAGAAGAAGCGGAAGAAGCGAAGCAAGCGCCAGUAAAGCAAGCCAAGCUACCUA
This is a messenger RNA of Thecamonas trahens ATCC 50062, 7769 nucleotides long. RefSeq names its product KPL2 protein isoform 1. NCBI's taxonomy places the organism in Eukaryota, Apusomonadida, Apusomonadidae. The transcript has 2 exons. Bases 15 to 7751 code for a protein of 2578 amino acids. Gene Ontology annotation, molecular function: protein binding. The record is from RefSeq and is a predicted model, not a curated record.